AUAAUCGCAUACGCUGUCCCAGUUUCUUUAAGACCUUGAAAUGCCCAAAUAAUCUUGCGCGCAGAACCGCACAGCAGCACAGUUUUCUCGCAGGCGUCGUCUAUAAAUAGACAACACGCUCUGCCGCAGCUUGACACCUGUCUUUUACGAUAAUCUAUCUUCAGAAACGUCAACAACGUGAAAAGACGUGCAGGCACCUCGCAGCGUGUUUGCAAGUUAUAAGAGCCAGCCUCCAGCCAGCAAGCAAGAAAUGUGUGCAAGAACGUGCAGGACAGACUGGUGACUGACUGAUACAACACAUCGAAGACUUGUAAACACGGAGUCUUUUAUAACACUGACGAAGUGGUUUUUCCUGGAGGAGUGACUGAGUGUGUUGACAGACUUGAUAACCUGUGAAGGGCACACAUGGCCCAUCGUGUGAAUGACCAUCCGAGCCGUCUGCCCGUGGCCCAGGCCACCGUGCUGACUCUGCCACCCUCCAGCCAAGCAAAGGACUUGAGGCCCAGGGGGUCCGCGCUCGAGUCCCUGCUGUGCGGGGCGUUUGCUGGAGCCGUGGCCAAAACAGUUAUUGCACCUCUGGAUCGGACCAAGAUCAUUUUCCAAGUGUCCUCAAAGAGAUUCUCAGCUAAGGAGGCCUUCAGGCUCAUCUACUGCAGUUACAUGAAGGAUGGGCUGCUCAGUCUGUGGAGGGGGAACUCCGCCACCAUGGUGAGGGUCAUGCCCUACGCGGCCAUCCAGUUCUGCUCACACGAACAGUACAAAAAACAUCUGGGAGGCUACUACGGCUACCAGGGAAAAGCUCUGCCUCCUUUCCCACGCUUCCUGGCUGGUUCUCUGGCUGGCACCACUGCUGCUAUGCUCACCUACCCUUUGGAUAUGGUGCGAGCCAGGAUGGCGGUCACAGCCAAAGAAAUGUACAGCAACAUCAUGCACGUCUUUGUACGGAUCUCCCAAGAGGAAGGUGUGAAGACCCUUUACAGAGGCUUCACUCCCACUAUCCUGGGUGUCAUCCCGUAUGCAGGAAUCACUUUUUUCACAUAUGAGACCCUCAAAAAGCUACACACAGAAAAAACGAAGCGAUCCCAACCCUACCCUUAUGAGCGCUUGGCUUUCGGUGCCUGUGCAGGCCUGAUUGGACAGUCUGCCUCGUACCCCCUGGACGUGGUACGUCGGCGCAUGCAGACAGCCGGCGUUACGGGCUCAUCCUACAAGACCAUUCUGGGGACCAUGUGUGAGAUCGUAACACAGGAGGGAGUAAUACGUGGACUAUACAAAGGGCUGAGCAUGAACUGGCUUAAAGGGCCCAUUGCUGUGGGGAUUAGCUUCACCACGUUUGACAUCACACACAGCCUUCUGCUCAAAUUGCAUCAGAUGAGCUACUUCGCCCACUGAAUCGGUCGGGAGUGACAGACGGACAACGAAAAGCACAGAUGAGACUGACGUGAGGGACAUUGUCAACUCUGUCGUAUGGCAAUAAUGAGACCCUGCACUCGGUCAGUGCAGGAUCGUCUGCUGUACACUCCUGUUCCCUUCAGACAGGAUGUCAGAGGACUGGAUGAGUGGACAGGAGAUCUGUCGUGCACAAAGAAGCUGUGUAAUUUGGUAAACGCAGUCAGUAUUCACAGUCAGAGAGGAUGAGGAGACGAAAAGAGGUGUCUUAAAAUCGUCGUUCACUCAAUCACAACUUUUUGAUAUUGAGGCGCCAUCAGGGUGGCUGAAGUGAUUUAAAUGUGGAUAAAGAUUGUUGUGUUUUUGAUAGAUGGAUGUGGAGGACUUUUGUGUUGUGUCAUAAGAUAAUGCUUGCACUUUAUUAAAAUGUUCUUUCAACUUAAUCAUCUAUUAACAGAGAGGACUUUUAAUGGGUUUUACUGUUUUUAGUGUGGAGAGAAAUUUUAUUUUUAUUUUAAUCACAUUUUUUUUAAUGAUUAUUUCAAAUUGCUUGAUCAUGCAGUUUUAUGAUUUGGGUAAUUAUGCUAUAUGCUUUGUUCUCAUUUCCAAUUUCAUGGUGCCUAUGUGGACCGAAUGUGAAGUGAUGAUUGUGAUUGUACAGGAGAGUGAUCAUGUCAGCAGCACUACACAGUUUCACUGUCCGUCCAGCACUGAGGGAGGGUGAUUCACUAUUAAAAUGUCUAAUAAGUGGAGGCUUUAACAAAUACAUGAUAAAUAAAUGUCUCUCUAUAUAUGUCUAAGAUCUUGGUAUGUGCAUAUAAAGGUUUAAAUUUUUGUUUUACUGUGCUCUCAUUCUUGUUCAAAUUCUAUCAUUGCAUUGUUUACGAGAACAUUUUAAAUACACCAAAGCACUUAAAUCAGUCAUAGGUUUCAUGUGAAUAGAAAGUUAUUCUACUUUCAGUGGCAAUGUACGUUUCAAAGAUACAGUAUUUCCAAAGAUGAAAGUAUAAAGUUGUGUCAUGUCAAACCGACCAUCCAAUAAAGAUUCUGUCCACAACCAUGA
This is a messenger RNA of Scatophagus argus, 2452 nucleotides long. Its product is annotated as mitochondrial coenzyme A transporter SLC25A42-like. The record is from RefSeq and is a predicted model, not a curated record. Gene Ontology annotation, cellular component: mitochondrial inner membrane. The transcript is spliced from 8 exons. Gene Ontology annotation, biological process: transmembrane transport. The coding region runs from base 406 to 1392 and encodes 328 amino acids. Lineage: Eukaryota; Metazoa; Chordata; Actinopteri; Scatophagidae.